UAGCCACUAUAAAUAGUCUAAUUUUUAUAGUUUUUUCAUUCUCUCCUUCAAGUAGGUUAAAUUAAUUUCAGGUAAUUAAUGGGCACAUAAUGUCUGUUUUUCAUGAUGAAGUUGAGAUCGAAGAUUUCGAGUAUGAUGAGUCCACCGAAUUAUAUAGCUAUCCGUGUCCGUGUGGAGAUCGAUUUGAAAUUUCGAAGGAGAUGUUAGAAGCAGGUGAAGAUGUUGCUACAUGUCCUAGUUGUUCGCUGAUUGUUCGAGUAAUCUAUGAUCCAGAUAUGUUCAUUAACUUAGAAGUUUUGCCAAGUGUCAAUACGCAGAAAACAGAAAUGAUCAGUGCAUGAGUUAUUGAUAUCAUUGAAUGCAUUGCAAAAUACUGGGACGGAAAUAUUUCAGAUGCAAAUAGGGAUGUAAAGCGAUUUUACAUUUUACAAUUUUCAGGGCUUUGUUUUAAUUUUUCUUUUUUACAUUUAUGAGUCCCUUACAAAAAAAUAAAGUAUGCUGUUAUUAUA
Messenger RNA from Loa loa (African eye worm), 509 nucleotides. RefSeq lists its product as hypothetical. Gene Ontology annotation, biological process: protein histidyl modification to diphthamide. Gene Ontology annotation, molecular function: metal ion binding. Bases 90 to 341 code for a protein of 83 amino acids. The record is from RefSeq and is a predicted model, not a curated record. The transcript has 2 exons. NCBI's taxonomy places the organism in Eukaryota, Metazoa, Nematoda, Chromadorea, Rhabditida, Onchocercidae.